Molecule: messenger RNA, 1693 nt
Organism: Pecten maximus
Lineage: Eukaryota; Metazoa; Mollusca; Bivalvia; Pectinida; Pectinidae
Exons: 2
Coding region: 362-1474 (370 amino acids)
Source: RefSeq, a predicted model, not a curated record
GACAUCGGGCAAUCUAAGACACGUAAGCUGAUUACAGGACCGGCUCCCCUGACUCUGAAUCGAUUUGUAUUUCUGUUUUAAACAGUGCCUUCCUCUUUUAUUAUAAACGAUGAAAGGCGACAGAACACAGGGACAGUCGUUGUAGUAUACACAAUGUUAUAACAAGGAAUACUACAAUGUGUUUGGCUGUUACGGUGAACGUGGCUGUGUAUAAAAUACCUGGAAGGCAUUACCUACUUCCGGUUAGAAACAGGUUGGACGGAGCACAUAUCUGAAUUCCACAGUUAUCCCAAUGAAUUUCACGCCUAGCCUGAUGACGUCAUCACACGUGAUAUAAAAAUAUCUCCAGUUUCGUGCCGCCAUGGAUAAAUUCCUAUCCGUAUUUGCAAUUCUCACUUUUUGUACAAUAAUCAUCGCAAUUAUCAGUAUAAUUGCAAUGAAACAGAAUCGAGAAGUCAUCAGUAUCUGUAACAUGGACGACUAUCUUAAAAUAAUGACGUCAUAUAUAUCGCAUAGAGGUGUUACAAAAAUUGAAGAGGAACUUUCCGAAAGAUGUCUACAGGAUAAACUAAAUCCAGAAGAGGUAAAGAAAUUCCGACAUUCUUUGAGUAAUAUGAUACAGUCAUGCAAUAGCAUUAAAAGCGAUAUCAGAAAAACGAUUCGUGAACCAAUACUGACCCUGUUUACAUCCGUAGAUCCUACACAUGCUGAAGUCACUUUACGUACGCUACAAAACUGGGCAUCAUUUAUGCCUUACAUAAACCUUGUUAUGUUUACAAAUGAUGGCCAAAUUACGAAACAAUCACGUGAUCACGGAUGGACAGUAUUUCCGGUGACCCACGCUGGAAUUGACGGAAUACCAGUGCUCAAGACUAUGUUUCAGCAAGUGAUAAGGGAAUUCAGCACCCCGUACUACGGAUUUGCUAAUGGCGAUAUACUGUUCACGGACACAUUGUUAGAGAGUUUGUCAGUCACUCGAAAAUAUUUCAACCAUGACGAGAACGUUAUGCUAACUGGAAGAAGGAUCAACGUUCCGCAUCUGACAAAUAAAGAACUGGUUUCUUAUAAAUAUAUGGAAAAGGUGGCAAAAGACAGAGGUGAAUUAUUCGUUAUUUCAUCAGAAGAUUACUUCAUUACAACAAAACAUUUUGCAUGGCACAGCAUUCCUGAUUUAAUUAUAGGAAGACCAGCCUACGACAACUGGAUUGUUGCGCAUGCGCGAUGUAAUCAUAUUAAAGUUGUUGAUACGACUAACACAAUUCUAGCCAUUCACCAAACUACUGAUAAAGGAAACAAGAAUGGGCAUGCGCACAAAUCCGCAAACUAUAACGAUGCACUAUUAAUCUCAUCACGGGCUCCGCGUGAUUACGUUAAGGGGUUCAUAACGUGCCCGGAAUGGUACUCAUAUGAAAAUUUGUGUGGUGAUAUAGAAAUUACAAAACGACUGGCCAUUCCCCUGUCAUGUGCAUGCUGAACCGAUAUUGGUAUAGUUCGAGACUGUUAUUUUCUUAAAUAAACAGUAGUGGCUAUCGGUACGAUAUACAUCUAGACACCAAGGAACAUUUUAUUAGCGUAUGGAUAGAUGACAAGGUUUUUUAUGCAUAUAUAAUUGGGGAUGGGGGCUGGGGGUGGUAAGUGCUGGGGGAUAUAACAGGUGUUAUAUAGAAACAAUACCUGGAUGUAAUAGGAUUAU